Molecule: messenger RNA, 901 nt
Organism: Sitodiplosis mosellana (orange wheat blossom midge)
Lineage: Eukaryota; Metazoa; Arthropoda; Insecta; Diptera; Cecidomyiidae
Exons: 6
Coding region: 44-901 (285 amino acids)
Source: RefSeq, a predicted model, not a curated record
GUUGCUUUGUGUAUCGAAAAAACAAGUCUUUGUACCGUUUAAAAUGUAUUUAAAUAUCAUAUUCACAACAACGAUACUCUCAGCUGUUAGUUCCAUUCCAGCUGCUCCAAAUAAUUCAAUUGCAACAGCACACGAAGAUCUUAAUCAAUGGAUAGAGAUUGAAGUGGUUCCUAAUCCCGAAAUAAAAUACGCGCCCAGUCCCCCCGGUUAUGAGCACGCAUUACUUCCAAACGUGUGUUUUGAAAAUUAUCUGGCAAAAUUGGAAUGUGCUAUUGCGUCUUUGUCCAGAAAUGUUAAUGAUAUUCAUGCUUGGAAUGCGAUCAAGCUUUAUGGAAGGAAUUUAAAGAGAAACUUCGUUGGAGAUGUUUUUGUAUAUUUGAAUCGUUGUGAAACAUCUUAUGGCGUCAAAGUAAAAAUAUUUUUGAAAUCAUUGAAUAAACAUCUAAAUGAUUUUUCUCGUCCACUUCCUCCUACACAUUCCGGAGCAAGAAAUUUAUGCGAAGAUCUAUGUGUUAUGCAAGCGGUCCGUGGUAUUGUUCUUCCAAAUUUGAAUUUAGCUAAAUAUGCAAAACAAUAUAACACCACUCAAGCUGAACUUUUGAAUGUUGCCAAUGAUCCAAUUCUCUUGAAUGUUAUAUCAGAAAUGUGUGAAAAAAUGUUCAAUAUGCAGAUAAAUUGUUCGUUUGAACGUUACAAAAAUAUUUCAGAGGAAACAGAACGUAUUUUGGUGGAAUUUCUUCUCCAAACUUCGUACGAUGUUAAACAUCAUCUAAAAUACAAUGCUGAACGGGAAAGUGUAGUUCUUCCAACUGGAUAUAUUGAAAAUCCAUAUAAGCAUAGGAAUCAAGUAUAUGUUGGUGAUUCAUUGUGCUAUGUUUUUUGGGUGAACAUCGACAAGUAA